AUGAGCUCCGAUUUCCAGCAUUACAGUUUCAGAAUGCCUAACAUCGGGUUCCAGAAUCUGCCUCUCAACAUAUACAUUGUGGUUUUUGGCACUGCAAUUUUUGUCUUCAUACUUAGUUUACUCUUCUGUUGCUACUUAAUCAGGCUAAGACACCAGGCCCACAAAGAAUUUUAUGCAUACAAACAGGUUAUAUUAAAAGAAAAAGUUAAAGAACUGAAUUUGCAUGAGAUCUGCGCAGUUUGUUUAGAAGAUUUCAAACCCAAAGAUGAGUUGGGGAUCUGUCCGUGUAAGCACGCCUUCCACAGGAAGUGCCUCAUUAAGUGGUUGGAGGUUCGCAAAGUGUGCCCCCUCUGCAACAUGCCUGUUCUACAGUUGGCCCAACUGCACAGUAAGCAGGACCAUGGUCCCCCACAGGGACCCCUCCCUGGAGCAGAGAACAUAGUAUAGCUCUUCCAGUGAAUAGACUCUUGCACACACGAUAUCAGAAUGAACCCCAGGCAGAGAUUCUCCAGUCUCUGAAUUGGCCGCUUCCUGCAGUGAUGCACCAGUGAUCCCUAUGUCUCCCAAUAAGCUCCUUGAUGAGCUUGGAGCCCAGAUGUUUGGAUCUCGUCACCACCAGAACCCUCUGCGACCACCAGAUGCCCUGGCGCCAAGGGCCCAGCAGUGCCUGAGCCUGCAGAUGUGGGUGUCAGAGAGCACUGGUUUCAGGAGGGUCACCUGUGAGCUUUGUCACCCUACGUGUAGCCCAAGCACUUAUGUCCAAGUAGAGUUUGGCUUUGCUAAGCAAGAGUGGAUGAUGGUAAGUGUGAUAGAAAGGAGUAUGGGCUGAGCCCUGGAGACUUGCCCCCCAACCCCUGGGCAAAGACAUGUGUAGGCUAUGCAUGAAACUUUGUAGCAGCAGAAUGCUUCCUGUGGUCCCCGAGCCAAGUCAGCCAACAGUUACCUCAUGAUGAACCAGUGGUUGGUGAGGCCAGCGGUACCAGCUCGAGGCUCACUGACAUUCUGUUCCUUGAGGGAGGCUUUCUUGGAAUCCUGUGGUUCUAAUGAAAAAUCAUGAGCAUCUGUGGGCCUCACGCCCAGUGGGCAGGGUGCAUUUUCACCUGGAAACAUGGCAUAUGCAACAUGAAGCAAGGGCAAAAGGAAUUUGUGACUCUAUGUUCUGUAGCACUUCACACUGGAUUUUUGCAUCUGUUCAACCUCCAGGCAUCAAAUAAUAUGAAACAGAUAAAGAAUAGGCCUGGACAGAAAUAUUCAUGUUCUCAUCAGCACUUCCAGCCUGCCAGAACUGAGUAACCAGACAUCUUCAGAAGUGACGGUGGGAGCCAGGAGACCCAGGUGGAUGAGGGAGCUUCUGGACUGGGUCAUCGUUACCCCGAAUGACUCAAAGUGGGUCAUAAUCACACAUCGUUCAUGGGCUGGACCGCCAAUGGAUAUACCAAUGACCGUGUAGUCAGAUUGGACACAAACUCCCCUGAAAAUCAGCACCCUUAAAAGAACCACAUACCCAAGACCGGCUGAGCCAACCUGGCAAAGUGAGGAAUGUUGAUCCCACAACGUUUUCCUUCCUUCUGUUCUCCAAAAACCUUUCUAUUCAGCCCCAGUUCUACCCUUUGCUUCUUGUAUCUCCUCUCUCCAUCUCUUGUUAUUAGAACAAAAUGUCUGUUGUUGAGUUUCAAGUUAGUUCCAAGGCAUUGUACUUAAAACAUCCCAUGGAGGGGACACUCAGUAUUUAAAAAAAUAUUUGAACUUGUAAAUAUUGUCUUCAGCAGCACAGGGUUAAGGACCCAUUGGUUGUGUGUUUAGUUGUACUUGGAUCUGGAACAGUUUAAAGCAUAUUUAUAGAAGAACCUUGAUGGCUUUUUUCUCCUCAGCACUCACAAACUUUUGUAGAAAGUGAUUCAAAAGCAUCUGAUACUUGGGGAUGCCAGAAAUUUUGUAAAUUAAUUCUCAUAAAGAAGCAAAUGAUCUAAUUAGCUAUUUUCCAGAAUCCAUCCUACCUGCUUGGCAUAAUUUCCUGACUGCCCUCUUCAUGUCCACAUAGGCUGCUAUGCCUUUAAGAUGUCUCCCACCUGUGGGUGUGGGGCCUUUUCACUUUGGAAAUGGCAGGUGCAAGAUUGAACUAAAAGGAAGAUUUCAUCUUCAAGUGCUUCAAACUUUGUACCCCAAUCCCCACCAUCCAUUAGAGAUAAAAAAGGGAGGAUUCAGUUGAUUGAAGUGGUUAAGAGGUUAGAGAAGGAAAAUUAUUAUUAGCUUGAAAAAACAUUGAAGGCUGAGUUCGCUUUAGAAACUGCUGCCCUGGAGAGCCGUGAUCGUUUCCUACAUAUGGCCUGUGUUAUCGCAAGCUGUACUGUUUCCUUAACAAGGUAGUGGAAGUGAAGCUUGUUUUCAUAUUAGAGCUUUCACUUGUUCAGCUCCAUGCUUGUUUCCUGAGCCAGUAAUGGAAAGGAUAUGAGUUACAAGCACUCCCACCUCCCCUCUGACGUAGAAUGUCUUUCCUUGUUCUGUAUUUGUGGCAGUCGUUAAAUGUUGGGAAACCAAUAGAUUUGCCUGAGCUUUGAUGAAACAGGUUUACAGUAAAAUAUUUUUAGCGACCAAUGUCAAGAGAGAAGGUUUGGCUUGUCUCUGGAUCUUUACAGAUCAGUUAUAUUGUUUACAGCCAGAUCCUAGAAUUUUCCAGGAACAUGGAACUGCUUUGGAGUAAGUGCCAUUUCUUCCACAUAGGACUACAAUCAAAAUAGAAAUCAAAAAUCUGGGGCCUGGUGAAGCUUUUAGCUUGGGCUUCUCCUUCCCCUCCAAAGUGGUUUCUUCCACCCCAGCUGUCUAUGGAACUGCAUCCUUUGGGGCAUGCUGUCUGACUACCCUGCUUCAUUGGCUGGGGGACCUCACCAAGUGACUUUAUUUUUUAAGGGCAAAACAUUUUAGUCCAAUAUCCUGAAUACUAUUUUCAACUGCAAGCUUGUUCAGAUGUUUACUAUGUAAUACCAACUGAACUCCUGUCCACUGAAGGCCAAAGCAGCAAAACCCAAAUGUCUUAGUAUUUGCAGAUCAGAAAGUAUCUGAACUUGGUGUCACAGAUGUCCAUCUCACAUCUACGCUGUGGAUAUGUAGUUAGUUUCUAAGCAGAAAGUCGAAGCUGGCACCACAAAUCCAUCUUGACCCUUGUUAAUAUGCAGUGUGCACUAAGAUUAAAAGAGAAGUUGAUUGGUAGAAUUGAGUUGGGGAAUUACAGAAAUCUGUGCUUUUCAUUCUACUUAGUCAUCAGCUCCUCUAACAUAAUAUAAAGACACCAUGCCAAAAGCCAGUCACAUCUCUCAGUCUCUUAAGUCUUAUGAAUCCAGUGACCCUGACCCAAUCAAUAACAGAGGUAUAGAUUCCACAGAGUCCAUGCCCUCCGGGAGGGCCUGGAGAGAUCCCCUCGACCAAGCCAACAGGGCCUUGAAAGACCUUCACCAGCUGGAUUCUUUGCUCUUUCCCAGCCUGAUUCUUCACUGAUGUAAACAUCAAAUGGGCUGUGUUUGUGUAUUCCUUGAA
This is a messenger RNA of Trichosurus vulpecula (common brushtail), 3531 nucleotides long. It is a transcript of the gene RNF24, whose product is annotated as ring finger protein 24. The record is from RefSeq and is a predicted model, not a curated record. Gene Ontology annotation, cellular component: endomembrane system. NCBI's taxonomy places the organism in Eukaryota, Metazoa, Chordata, Mammalia, Diprotodontia, Phalangeridae. Gene Ontology annotation, molecular function: zinc ion binding; ubiquitin protein ligase activity. Bases 1 to 447 code for a protein of 148 amino acids. The transcript is spliced from 5 exons.